AUGGCUGGAUCAGGUGGAUUAGGUCAGCUGUGGAUAGGGUGGUGGAAAGGUGAUGGAGAUGGAGUUGUGGUCGCGCAGGUCUUGUAUAGGGUUGGGAGGUGGUCGCGUGAGCGGUCAUCAGCAAGCUCGCAUAUUACCCAGGGCGCAGCCCCUUCGUCCUGGUGGGCGUUCCGCACCCCGAGCGCCUACCGCAUCUGGCACCACCAGUCUACACCACUCACGUGCGGCUUCGCCCCAGGAGCACCUAACCUUCCAGCACCGCCAGGAGAUAUGGCUCACGUUCGGAAGGCACUCACCAAUGCUCUGCUUGCUUGGGCCGCCAUGAGAUUAUCUCCCGCUCCGGAGAUGUUAGGAUGGAGUGACCCUGACCACAGCAUCUAUGGAACUUUUACUUCUUUUUGA
Messenger RNA from Morchella sextelata, 402 nucleotides. RefSeq lists its product as uncharacterized. The record is from RefSeq and is a predicted model, not a curated record. The transcript has a single exon. The coding region runs from base 1 to 402 and encodes 133 amino acids. Lineage: Eukaryota; Fungi; Ascomycota; Pezizomycetes; Pezizales; Morchellaceae.